AUGCCGUAUCGAAUGUAUGCAACGACAAGUACAGAGGCGGACUUUUAUGCGAUUUUAGAAGUGCCACGACAUGCAUCCAAAGCCCAAAUUAAGAACCAGUUCUACCGACUCUCGAAGCAAUACCACCCGGACGUGAGCAAGACGGAGGAAGGAAAGAUUCAGUUCCAGCGCGUGAGUGAGGCGUAUGCGACGCUGAGCAACGAUGCACAGAGACGAGCAUAUGAUCAAAAACUAGGGGUUGGGCGCUCUUCGACCAUGUAUUCAUCAUCACGCCGGUCACCACAUGACCCGCCACCCAUGUCGGCCGCAUCGCGAUUUGCGCAUGCCCGUUCUGCAUGGGAGUACCAACAACGGACUCACCAACGCACACAUUCAGCAUCGCCGCGGUAUUCGGCAGGCGCACGAAGCAGGAUGAACCAUAACACGAUGAGUGAAACUACGCAUCACUACGCACGCAUGGCGGAACGAGAGGCCAAACGAAGUGAAGCACGGCAGCGAUAUGGUCCGACGCCUGCACACGCACAUGCGAAUCCUAGCAGUUACCGGGCAUGGAGUGAGAAGCGUUGGAACCAUGAAGAACGGCAGGCGGAGAUGGCUAGUCCUGUUGUCCGCUUUUUGCAAGUGGCAUCUGUGAUGGGCGGUGCCAUUUGGCUCAGCCACAAGCUGCUUUCUUGA
Messenger RNA from Malassezia globosa CBS 7966, 675 nucleotides. RefSeq lists its product as uncharacterized. The coding region runs from base 1 to 675 and encodes 224 amino acids. The transcript has a single exon. NCBI's taxonomy places the organism in Eukaryota, Fungi, Basidiomycota, Malasseziomycetes, Malasseziales, Malasseziaceae. The record is from RefSeq and is a predicted model, not a curated record.